Molecule: messenger RNA, 1973 nt
Organism: Tarenaya hassleriana
Lineage: Eukaryota; Viridiplantae; Streptophyta; Magnoliopsida; Brassicales; Cleomaceae
Product: cytochrome P450 78A7
Exons: 2
Coding region: 159-1763 (534 amino acids)
Molecular function (GO): iron ion binding; heme binding; oxidoreductase activity, acting on paired donors, with incorporation or reduction of molecular oxygen
Source: RefSeq, a predicted model, not a curated record
AAGGGUAUAUAUAUAUGUAUAUAGUACCUCUAUAUUUUCCUUAUCAACCGAUCUCACACGUUCAAUACACAAAGACACCAAUUAUAUAGUCCUAUAAUAUUUCUCUCUUUCAACUUGUUAUCACUCCUUCGUUACUUCAAGGGGGAAAAAUAUUGAAUAUGGAAGUGAAGUUGGUGUCAAAAGAAACGAGCUGGUGGAUGUUCGCACUACCUGCCGUUUUUGGAACCCAAAACCUACUCGAUGUUCACGUCCUCAUCUCCCUCUCCGUCGCUGCCGUCUCUCUCUAUCUCCUCACAUGGGUUCUCGCCGGAGGUGGCGGUGGCGCGUGGAAGAACGGCAGGAACCGGAUGGGUCGGGUCAAGAUCCCGGGCCCUCGGGGUUUACCCGUUUUCGGGAGCCUCUUCACACUAAGCCGCGGCUUAGCUCACCGGACUUUAGACGCCUUUGCUCGGAGCAGAGACGAAACCGAUCUCAUGGCUCUUAGCCUGGGCUCGACGCCGGUCGUCGUGGCCUCUGAGACCGGCACGGCGCGGGAGAUCCUGACUUCGGUUCACUUCGCUGACCGGCCGGUUAAGCAGUCGGCUAAGAGUCUCAUGUUCAGCCGAGCCAUAGGGUUUGCGCCCAACGGGGCUUACUGGCGCACGUUGAGGAGGAUCGCGUCGGCUCACCUCUUCGCUCCCAGGCGCAUGUUAGCCCACGAAGCUGGACGUAAGCUAGACUGCGCUGAGAUGGUGAGGGCUAUAUCGGUCGAGCAAAACGACAACGGGUCCGUCGUUUUGAGGAAGCACUUGCAGUUAGCCGCCUUGAACAAUGUCAUGGGAAGCGUUUUCGGGAUAAGAUAUGACCCUCCGAGCGAGAAAGAGGAUCUCGAAGAGCUUAAAUCGAUGGUUAGAGAAGGUUUUGAGCUCUUGGGUGCUUUUAACUGGUCAGAUUAUCUUCCGUGGCUCGUUUACUUUUACGACCCGUUCCGUAUAAGCCAACGGUGCUCCGAACUCGUUCCACGAAUCAGAAAACUCGUCAGGAGGAUCAUCGACGAGCACCGAGUCGGUGACUCAGGGAAGAAGGGUGACAGCGGAGAUUUUGUCGACGUUUUGUUGUCUCUAGAUGGUGAUGAGAAGCUUGAAGAAAAUGAUAUGAUCGCUGUUUUAUGGGAAAUGAUUUUUCGAGGAACGGAUACAACAGCGUUGUUAACGGAGUGGGCGAUGGCGGAGCUGGUGAUAAACCCUAACGUGCAAGCCAAGUUACGUGACGAGAUCAAUAGCGCCGUGGGGAACGGCCCUAUUGCCGACGCUGACGUGGCAAAGCUCCCGUACUUGCAGGCGGUGGUGAAGGAGACACUGAGGAUGCACCCACCAGGGCCGCUGCUGUCGUGGGCUCGGCUGUCCACGUCGGACGUCCAGCUCAGUAACGGCAUGGUGAUUCCGGCGGGGACCACCGCGAUGGUCAACAUGUGGGCCAUAACGCACGACCCGAGGGUGUGGAGCGACCCGCAAGUGUUCGAGCCGGAGAGGUUUCUAAACGGGGAAGGCGCUGACGUGGACGUGCGUGGAGGGGACAUGAGGCUUGCGCCGUUCGGGGCGGGUCGGAGGGCGUGUCCGGGGAAGAACAUGGGUCUGGCCACCGUGACCCGGUGGCUGGCAGAGCUGGUGAGGCGGUUCGAGUGGGCGGAGGAGACGAGCGAGCCGGUGGACCUGGCCGAGGUUUUGAAGCUGUCUUGUGAGAUGAAACGCCCGUGGCGAGCCGUCGCCGUGGAGACGAAGUAGAAAAUGGCUCGGGGGAUAUGUAUUUUCAAGAAUCGCUAGGGGUUUUGUGUGUGUGUGUGUGUGUUCUGUGUUUUUAUUGCUAGGUUAUGUUUUUUUCCUUAUGUGAUGGUGUGUGUGUGUGGAGCGGUCUAGGCUCCAGUUUUGGAACCGUUUCAAAUGGAAAUUUCUGUUGGGUGAAAAUUUGAUCUCCUCAAUUAAUAUUGAAAUUCU